ACCAGCGGUGAGGGACAGCUCCUCUCCGCCACGCUCUCAGCCUUUUGAAAAGGGUAUUGUCUUUAUUCUAAUGAGUGUGUAGUCAACUCUUUUGUUGUAUACCUCACUCUAUUUUUUUUUCCUCUCUCGCAAGCGCAAAGAAUUCCUUGUGUGUUUUUAGUACGUGUAUUUAUUAAUUUAUUUCGAAUGCGAAACGGCGGCCGCUGUGUGCAGCCCGGUGUGAGAGCGCGCUAGAAGAGCACGCAGGAAAAGAGACGCUGGGUGCAGAGACAGACCGGGACCCGGAUUCUCCCUCUCUACCGCUGGAGUUUUAUUUCCUGUGUUGCAGCCGGUGUUUUGUUUCGGCAGGGAGACAUAUUGACAGAGUGAAAGAAAAAACUCAAAAGGGGAGACAGCCCGGCCUCUUUCAACAAAGGCUGACUUUGAAUGGAGCCGGGCAUGUAUAAGUAAUAACAACAAUAAUAAAAACAAGCACUGUGGUGGAAGAUUCGCGGAUAUGUGUGUUUCUCACCCUGGGCUGUUCGAAAAAAUAUUAUCGGCGAGACAGAACAUAGACAAGUUUAUGCGAUAAACAAGCAAGCAGAGCGCAGUUUGCCGCUGCGCAGACACAACGCAGCCAAAGCGUCUACUUUACCAGGAUUUACCAGGACUUUACCUGAGAAGACACUCACAAACCGGGAAACGAGAGAAACAAGGAUUUGUGCUUUUAUCUCCGGUGUUUGUGUAACUUUUCAUCUAGGCUGUGGAAGAGAAGAUGUGACUCAGGCCUUUUUUCCUCCGGAAAACAUGACAUGGUUUUUCUUCCUUUACAACCUGCAAAAAGAAAGUUCAAAGAAAGGAAAAGGAGUUGGAAUCAGGAGCCUUACGCCUCUCUUUAUUACAAGCAACACAGGCUCCCUGAAAUUUGGUUAGCUUUAUUUUGUGUUUGCACUGACUGGUGGACAUCGUAAAUACAAUUCCGGAGAAGUCUGUGGAACAAGAGCUUUGACAUCAAUUCCCGCAGAGUGCUCCCUGUUUAUCUAGAGUGUGUCUGUGUUUUGAUUGGGACAAUGGACGACACAUAGGGGGUCCAGACAGCGACAGGGACGCCUUGCUUUUGAAAGGGGAUUAAAAAGAAGUGUAUGCGCUUUGCAAGGCUGGGGGCUCACUGAUCCUAGAGGAAUUUUGGAAGGAGUCCAUAUGCGGUAUGAGAACAAAUCUUAGGGGCAAAUACAGUAACAAAUAAGAAAUCAGCUUUGGAUGUGGUCUUUGACUGUAAACUGUGAAAUUGUACUUGUAUAAGUAACUGGUAGCACUGAGACACAUUAACAUAGAUUAGGAACAGUAUUCUUGUUAAAUUGCACAUUCUCAUUCUUUCCACAUGGAAGAAAAAUCUCACAGGCUUCCUGUCUUAUUUAAUCUUCUCUGGUAGAGUCUGCAGAAAAGUAGAGUCUCCUUGGAUCUUGUUUUCUUCACAUGCCCUGAGUAGUUUCUGUGUCCCUGGGUUUUCCCCCCGCUCUGAGGACUUCACAAGCCUCCAGACCAGCAAGAGCACACUCGCACUGCUUGUUAGGAUCAGAGGAUGUGACUGCAAAAUGCCAGGAGGUGCUUGUGGAAGGCCCUGUCGGCCACUCUUUGGCAGAUACGCGUUUUCAAUUUCUGAUUGUUUUCAGUGGUUGCUCUGUAUUGUCUGUGGAAAGGAUGUCUUUGCAUGGUGAUCUUUGCUAUGCUUUGCCAAACUGUCCCCAGGCAUGACUGACUGGAGAGAGCUAACAGUCAUUGUCUUAUACGGUGGUUCUACAUUUUUUUGCUGGUCAUUUUCAUACCAAGACCCAGCUAUGUGAGACAGAAAUAGCAAUUGAAGAUCAAGCUGAAUUUUCUGAAGAAGAGAAAGGACCGCAGAAGACAUAAGGUCCUCAGUUACCAGCCAUCUGCCCUACGUACAACACAGCAGGACUCGACCGGAGCUGAACCGGAGCUAGAACGAUGAACCAGUCGGAAUUGAUUGAACUGGUGCCCACUUUUGUCCCAGAUGCAAACAGCAGCCUAGGAGGUCCUGUCAGCGUGUCCCUGAACCACUCUUGUCCCCUGGGCUGGGGGCAGAACGAAAGGGCGGAGGCCUGCGUGUUGGAGACCGCGGUCAUCGUGCUGCUGACCGUGCUGAUCAUCACAGGGAACCUGACCGUGAUCUUCGUGUUCCACUGCGCGCCCCUGCUGCACCACUACACCACCAGCUACUUCAUCCAGACCAUGGCCUACGCUGACCUGCUGGUGGGCCUGAGCUGCCUGGUGCCCACGCUCUCCCUGCUGCACUACCCGGCAGGCGUGCAGGAGCCGCUCACCUGCCAGGUGUUCAGCUACGUCAUCUCCGUGCUGAAGAGCGUCUCCAUGGCCUGCCUGGCCUGCAUCAGCGUGGACCGCUACCUGGCCAUCACCAAGCCCCUCUCCUACAACCAGCUGGUGACGCCCUGCCGGCUGCGCUGCUGCAUCGUCCUCAUCUGGAUCUACUCCUGCCUGGUCUUCCUGCCUUCCUUCUUCGGCUGGGGCAAGCCGGGCUACCACGGGGACAUCUUCGAGUGGUGCGCCCGCUCCUGGCCCACCUCGGCCCUCUUCACGGGCUUCGUGGUGUGCCUGCUCUACGCGCCGGCCGCCCUGGUGGUCUGCUUCACCUACUUCCACAUCUUCCGCAUCUGCCAGCAGCACAACCGCGAGAUCAGCGAGCGGAGGGCACGCUUCCCCAGCCAGGAGAUGGAGGCCGGGGAGGGCGGGCACCCCACGGGACACAGCCCCGACCGCCGCUACGCCAUGGUGCUCUUCCGCAUCACCAGCGUCUUCUACAUGCUCUGGCUCCCCUACAUCAUCUACUUCCUCCUGGAGAGCUCGCACGUGCUGGACAGCCCCGCCCUCUCCUUCGUCACCACUUGGCUGGCCAUCAGCAACAGCUUCUGCAACUGCGUCAUCUACAGCCUCUCCAACAGCGUGUUCCGGCUCGGCAUGCGCAGGCUAUCCCAGACGCUCUGCUCCUCUUGCUCCUUCAGCGCCUGCGCCACCGUGGACAAGGACUUCGGGGACCCAAAGCCCCGUAAGAGGGCUAACUCCUGCUCCAUCUGAGAGGGCCAGAGGCGCAGAGGAGGACAAGGAAUUCUUGGAGUGGAAACGAGGGCUGGGCAAAGAAAAAGAUCAGUCUCGAAAAUCAGCUUUAUGUUAUGGGGUAGUGCUGUCCUGGGUGGGACUUGCCCCUUUAAAGAUUUGUGAGAAAUGUUGAGCGGAGCUUUGAAGCUGGGUAUUUUAGAAAUGAUGCUGUCAAACUUAUUGUUUAUGAAGUGAAAGGACCAUUACUCUCCAGGAACAUGAAAAUCAGCCGAGGAAAGUUAAAAUUCUUCAAAGCGGGCACGGUUCUAAGGACGACUGUUUGGACAGGUUAACAUAAACUGACUUGCACAACUUUCAGGUGUGUGGGCCUACAGCUGGCCUAGCAGAACUAGCAGAACGCUGAUCACUUUGGCUCAAAAAAAAAAAAAAAAAACAUGAAUCAUCAUUCAUCCAAAUGUUAAGAGCUGUUGUUUUCGGCGCACGUAUGCUUAGAUUUUAUAUAAGAACAGGCUGUGAUUCAGUGUGAAGCGGAGCCCCAUUGUGAGUGAAGUAUUCCUGGUUGAUGCCACAGAAAAGCAGAGGAUCACACCGUCUGUCACGCACCAUCAGUCUGUGCCUGUGCUCUUGUCUGUAGCAUAACUGCGUCACACAUAGCAUGUUGUAACGAAAUACAAGUCAGCACCAGUAAGUCAAAAGUGUACUCACGUUCAUUUACGUAAUGGAAGUGGGCAAUAAAACGCACUGAACUACAUCUUAGCUCUUGCUUGGUGGCUCAGUAGUCCUCGUCACUGCCGAGUGCUGAUAUAGAGGGCAGCUUACUUAGCGCUGUGCCCCCGUGCACAAGCUCGCUUCCACGUUACAGGGUAGGACAACUGCAAGAGUGGCUCAGAUUCUAGUCACCGUAUAUGCCUGUGUAUAACAAAGGACAGUAGCUGUUACCUUUAUGUAAAUACUAAAACAAAAAUAUAAAAUGGCUCAUAACAUUCCAGUGUAUGAGAAAGUACGUGUAUGGCCGAUUGGUUCAAAUGCUUUUGGUCAGCUUUAAAUGGAGGGAUGCAUUUUUGUAUUAUUCCUGUCUGUGGUGGUACUUUCCCAUCCGAGAACAGCUGGUGGACCAAGAAUCUUAAGAAGCUGAGAAGCUUCAGAAGACCGCAAACUUGAGGCUUGAGAGAUGGUUUUGUAUUCUGAUGACAGCAAUUUUUAUUCUGUGUCCAGCCCGAAACAGGGCUGCUGCGGAGGUAGAAUAUGGCUGAACGAGAUUGUAUCUCUGAUGAAUUCUUCCACUCAGAUUCCCACUUGGCUGCUUGCAGGUGCGCUCUCAGAGAGUGGAACUCAUCCAGCAGUUUGUCACUUAGGGAUUGACUUUAAUCAGCGUGGUUGGGUCCCAGAGCUGGCCGAAGCUCAAUCCAAGAGACUGUCUGUCUUUAUGUGUGUGAGAGAGAGACUGGCUAAAAAGGGGGGGGGGGGCAAUCACUGUAGGGAUGACCAUUGAUCUUGUUCUACGUUUCAGUGUCCUUCAGUUGAAGUGAACAGAGCAGAACUGAGCACAGCGAUCAUUCCAGAUCUGUUGUGCAUACUUCCUGUAGUCUUUAAAUUCAAAGCAAUGCAGAAAACGCGGAAAAACGCACAAUUUGACGACGUCUGGAAUUAUCGAGAUAUUCCCCUUUCCUCCCCUGUGGUGUACCCCCCGGCAUCUGUUGUUAGAGCUCUAUGCCUGUACUGUUUCUGUGAACAUGUGAGAGCUAAGAUGUAAGUGACACAGCCAACUGAACCCUUUGUGUCUGUGUAGCGCCUGUGUGGCAAGGACAGUACCCUGUGUAAACUGUAGGCAGCCUGCACAAAGAUCCUGCAUCAGAUUUUGCUCUUUGUUCAGACCUACCCUGUAUGACACGUUUAUCGUUUCUGUGCCUAAUGUUUUUUUUUUUUUUUUUGACUUUUCACAAAAUGACGGUAAUUCCAGAUUUGGCAUAUCUCUCAUGUUUCCAGUUAUUUUUUAGGGGGGAAAAUGCAUCGUGCAAUUUAGAAAUAAUGAAAGCAAGCUUUAUUAAAAGAAAAACCCUCAAAUUUGAAAAUCUCCAUUCCAUCCCAUUUUUUUCUUUGCUGGUUUUAUGUCUUCCGUAGUUUUGAUUUUUUUUUCCAAAGUUAAGCCAAAUGAAAUGUAAACCUGUAUGAUUUCUUAAUUGGGCAUUACUAACUCUUGUGUUGAUGGUGGGGUGCUUCGUUGGUAACAAAUAAACCACCAUCAAAGUAACAAAGUAACAGAUAAACCACCAUCGACAUCAGGUUUGUACCUUACAAUCAGAGGCCGUGUCAGAGGUCAGUCCCAGCCUUGGUCUUUUGCUUGCUGCUGUGAAGCGGAGCAUUUCCAAGAUUCUGAAACGCUGCACGUGGGCCUCAAACCUCUUGAUCUCCUCUCAUCAUUAGUCUACCUGAUGAAACCCAUAAAAUGGGUCAAUAAUUACUGUACUGUGAAAGAAGGUAAUUUUUUAUGUUUUUAUCUUUUAUUCUUUAUUCAGUUAUGAUUUAGUCUGGCAAAAAACAUCUGUGAACAUUGCCUUGUUCAUAUUUACUUAAAUCUUUUGGUCUUAGUUUUAAUGUUUGCAACCACUGAAGCAGCACGACCUCACACAUAGUAAAGAGUGAAUGGAAGAUUACGUGGAGAAACCUGUGAUCUCCCGCGGGAUCGGAUAUUGACAUCACUCCAUAGUGCUCAAAAUGUCAAUGUAUGCAUUCUUGUAGUUUUCCGUUGCGUCAAAACUAAACACGUGCUUUUUUUAAGUAAUGAGUGUCAACAGAUAAAGCACAUGUGAUAAAAUAAAAUCAUUUUUCAGUCUUUGAGAAGAUUCAAAUAUGGUACAAAUUCUGUGUAGACAUGUAACUUCAAUAUUGGUAAAAGAUGAAAUUGUUCCGUCAUAGCUACUGCUUUGAGUCUAGCACUGGUGGUUUGACAAGAAGCAAUGAGUUUGGUUACUUGUGAAUGAUUAAGCAGCAUAUUUAUUUGUUAUUUUGGUUAUAUUUGCCAGUUGUUGUGUUGAACCUGCAAGUAAUUGCAAUUUUAGUUAUGUUUAGAUUGUUUUGUGUU
This is a messenger RNA of Megalops cyprinoides (Indo-Pacific tarpon), 6154 nucleotides long. RefSeq names its product G protein-coupled receptor 52 (gene gpr52). The record is from RefSeq and is a predicted model, not a curated record. Gene Ontology annotation, biological process: G protein-coupled receptor signaling pathway. Bases 1966 to 3090 code for a protein of 374 amino acids. The transcript has a single exon. Gene Ontology annotation, cellular component: membrane. Gene Ontology annotation, molecular function: G protein-coupled receptor activity. NCBI's taxonomy places the organism in Eukaryota, Metazoa, Chordata, Actinopteri, Elopiformes, Megalopidae.